AUUGUUUUUCUUAUAUAGUAGGAGUAAUGGAUUUGGAUUUCCAAAGAGUUAAAAUAUAUAGCUCACAAACCCAAACUUGUGCACUCUCUAGCUAGUGGACCAGAUAUGAAAAUUAACAGUGUCAACAUCGAUGAGGUUGUCCUCCAAGAUUUGUGCAAGCCGAGAUCUUCCUCGGGUGGACGGAAAAUUCAAAAAGUUCCAUCAUGUUUACGAGAUGAGAACAAGGACCAUCUUUACGUUCCAAAGAUUGUUUCUUUUGGGCCUUAUCAUCAUGGAAACCCAAAGUUUCAAAUUACGGAGGAAUACAAAUAUAAAGUGAUGCACCGCUUGAUUCCAGGGGACGAUGACGUGGUUAAUAUUUACAAUAGUUUUCUUGUUAGCAUCAAGGAAAUCAGAGAUUGUUAUGUUGAAGGUUCUACGGACCGUUAUAGUGAUGCUGAGUUAGCUCGAAUGUUGCUCCUCGAUGCGUGUUUACUUUUGAGCUUUAUGCUAGAUAUCAGAUCUGCUGUUAGUGCACUUGACCUAGCAACAAUAUAUGCAAUUAUAGAUGAUAUAUUAUUACUCGAGAACCAAAUUCCACUCUGGAUUCUCAAGAGGUUGGCCACCUCGAUAUUUGGUGAUGGUAAUAUUAUUGCACAAGAUAUAAAUUACUCCUCCUGGAAGGAAUUGCUUGGCAAGUUCUGCAAGAAAUUGGUUUUCUCCGUGUUUGAAGAGGCAAUUAUUGAAUUAGGGAGUAGCGAUGAUGAUUGUCUCUAUCUUUGUGAUGAUGAUUGUCUUCAUCUUCUUCAACUUUUUAGGGAAGUAUAUGUCUCUGGUUACGAUACUGGACGGCGUAAUGCAUUACCCCCGUCAACCUGCUUCCAAAAGUAUUUCAGAUGCGCCAGAGUUUCCAAAAAUCAAAGAGAAGUUGAUGGUAUCAACUCGUUUGAGUCAGUUAGAGACCUCAAAUCAAAAGGCAUUUUGUGUAAGCCAAGUAGCCUAAAAACUCUCACAGGAAUCAAAUUCAAAUCUCACUACUUGUUUGCGCAGCUCGAGCUUCCACCUUUACGUAUCGAUACCAUCUCCAUGGUAACGUAUGCGAACAUGAUAGCUUAUGAGAUGAGCAUUGACACAUCGGCAAUGGCAAUUGACUUUCAGAUAACAAAUUACAUCAACUUUAUGAAAUCGCUCAUAAUAAGCGCUGAGGAUGUCAAAGAAUUACGAGAGCAAGGAAUACUCUUCAACGGUUUAGGAACAGAUAAGGAAGUCGUCAAAGUGUUGCAAGAGAUUCCCGCUGGUCCUUUAAUUUCCUUUGGUAGCUUUUUGGAUGUCAAACGGGAAAUUCAACAUCAUACUAGCAGCAAAAAGGGAAUAUUUUUGGCAGAGUUGUUUUCGACUCAUUUUAGUAGUCCAUGGUCAAUUAUGACUUUGCUUGUAGUAAUUGUACUACUUGGCUUAACUCUUGCCUAAACCUAUUUCACUAUCUAUCCUAGGAAGUAAUGUAUUUAUGUAGCCACUAUUCUAUAUGUACUUUGGUAUUUGGAAUUAAUAAGCUCUAUAGUUUUGCUUUU
This is a messenger RNA of Lycium ferocissimum, 1550 nucleotides long. Its product is annotated as UPF0481 protein At3g47200-like. The coding region runs from base 106 to 1449 and encodes 447 amino acids. The transcript has 2 exons. The record is from RefSeq and is a predicted model, not a curated record. NCBI's taxonomy places the organism in Eukaryota, Viridiplantae, Streptophyta, Magnoliopsida, Solanales, Solanaceae.